Molecule: messenger RNA, 4036 nt
Organism: Euleptes europaea (tarantolino)
Lineage: Eukaryota; Metazoa; Chordata; Lepidosauria; Squamata; Sphaerodactylidae
Gene: BNC2
Product: basonuclin 2
Exons: 7
Coding region: 29-3445 (1138 amino acids)
Biological process (GO): regulation of DNA-templated transcription
Cellular component (GO): nucleus
Source: RefSeq, a predicted model, not a curated record
GAGCCAGGGGGUGCUCUUGACAAGGAGCAUGCCGAGAUGGUUAUUGUAUAUUCCUCAUCUAGGAACGUUAAAUAAAACAAAAAAUCCACUUUUGAUCUUUAUGGAAAAGGGGAAAGACACUCCUCUGCUCUCUGACUUGGGCUCCUUGAAGCAUUUUAGGCAGUUAACCGGGGGAAACCAAGAUGUGAGAGAUGAAACAUGCAUGCAGUUUUCCCCCAGUUUUAUUUUUAAAAGAAGUUGGAGAUCAUCUUUUUUCCUUCCACAUCUUUCUUUUUUGUCAGAAGAGGCAGAAGUGGAUGUGAGAGACAGAGACACUCAGAGACACACAGAGCGAAAGAGGGCAAGAGACUUGACUUUAAGAGACUCCUUCACUGACAACUCCAUGCAGUUCGGAACAAGAACAGCAACGACCGAGCCUGGUUUCAUGGGGACAUGGCAGAACGCUGACACUAACCUCUUAUUCAGAAUGUCCCAGCAGGCCAUUCGCUGCACCUUGGUAAAUUGCACAUGUGAAUGUUUCCAGCCAGGAAAGAUAAACCUGAGAACCUGUGAUCAGUGUAAACAUGGCUGGGUGGCACAUGCUUUGGACAAACUUAGCACCCAGCAUCUGUACCAUCCAACUCAAGUGGAGAUUGUACAAUCCAAUGUAGUGUUUGAUAUCAGCAGCCUGAUGCUCUAUGGUACCCAGGCCGUGCCAGUGAGACUGAAGAUAUUGCUAGAUCGACUCUUCAGUGUAUUGAAGCAGGAAGAAGUGCUGCACAUCCUGCAUGGUUUGGGCUGGACACUUCGAGACUAUGUUCGGGGCUACAUCCUUCAGGAUGCUGCAGGCAAAGUGCUGGACCGCUGGGCCAUCAUGUCCAGGGAAGAAGAGAUUAUUACCCUUCAGCAAUUUCUGAGGUUUGGAGAAACCAAAUCCAUUGUGGAGCUGAUGGCAAUUCAAGAAAAAGAAGGGCAGGCUGUGGCUGUGCCAUCUUCAAAGACAGACUCAGAUAUAAGGACUUUUAUUGAAAGCAAUAAUCGAACCAGGAGCCCGAGUCUUCUGGCUCAUCUGGAGAACAGCAACCCUUCCAGCAUUCAUCAUUUUGAAAACAUCCCGAACAGCCUAGCAUUCCUGCUUCCAUUUCAGUAUAUAAAUCCAGUUUCUGCUCCACUGUUGGGUUUGCCUCCGAACGGUCUUCUGCUGGAACAGCCAAUGCUGAGACUGCGUGAACCAAACCUUUCAACCCAGAAUGAAUAUAAUGAAAGCAGUGAAUCUGAAGAAUCCCCAGCACCUUUCAAGAACGAGCAGAACUCCAACAGGAAUGCCUUGACCAGCAUCACAAACGUAGAGCCCAAAACUGAGCCAGCUUCCGUGUCUCCAGUACAGACAUCUACCCCUGUCAGUGAUUUAUCCAAACCCGAACAUACAAAGAGCUCUUUCAGAAUUCACAGAAUGAGGAGGAUGGGGUCAGCAUCACGGAAAGGCAGAGUUUUCUGUAAUGCGUGCGGCAAGACUUUUUAUGACAAGGGUACCCUCAAAAUCCACUACAAUGCAGUCCAUCUUAAGAUCAAACAUAGAUGUACUAUUGAAGGUUGUAACAUGGUCUUCAGCUCACUUAGAAGUCGCAACCGUCACAGUGCUAAUCCUAACCCCCGACUUCAUAUGCCCAUGCUAAGGAACAAUCGAGACAAAGACCUUAUCCGUGCUACAUCUGGUGCUGCUACCCCUGUUAUAGCAAGUACAAAAUCUAACCUUACAUUAACAAGUCCUGGUCGACCUCCAAUGGGUUUUACCACUCCCCCAUUAGACCCUGUGCUACAAAAUCCUCUACCUAGUCAACUAGUGUUUCCAGCUUUAAAGACUGUACAGCCUGUUCCUCCUUUUUACAGAAGUUUACUUACACCUGGUGAGAUGGUGAGUCCUCCAACCUCAUUAUCUACCAGUCCUUUAAUGCCAGUGGCUAGUACAAUAGAGCAGCCUCCCCUUCCUUCUUCAGAAUCAACCCUGCCAGCGUUGGUGAUGCCUACCCAUGAGACAAAUACUGACCUUGCCCCUAAGAAAAAACCAAGAAAGUCAAGCAUGCCUGUGAAAAUAGAGAAAGAAGUUAUUGACACUGCUGAUGAGUUCGAUGAUGAAGACGAGGACGUUAAUGAUAACAGAAGUAUUGCUAAUGAUGUUGGUCAUGACAAUCACUGUAAUUCUCAGGAAGAAAUGAGCCCAGGAUUGUCUGUGAAAGACUUCUCAAAAAAUGGAAGACGGUGCAUUUCCAGGACAGAACUAAGAAGAGCAGAUAGCAUGACAUCAGAAGACCAAGAUCAUGAGAGAGACUAUGAAAAUGAGUCAGAAUCUUCAGAACCAAAACUUUGUGAGGAAUCCAUGGAAGGGGAUGAGCACAUGAUGCAUGAGAGAAAUAACAGGUCUAUGAUGAACCACAACAGGCCAGAUGAAAACCACAAUGAAGCUUCACAGCAGGAUGAAAUUAAAAUUAAGGAAGAAUUUACAGAUCCUACUUAUGAUAUGUUUUGCAUGAGCCAAUACGGACUUUACAAUGGAGGUAGUGCUAGUAUGGCUGCCCUCCAUGAAAGUUUCACUUCCACAUUCAACUACAGCAGCCCCCAGAAAUUCUCCCCAGAAGGUGAUCUGUGCUCAAGUCCAGAUCCCAAGAUCUGCUAUGUUUGCAAGAAGAGUUUCAAGAGUUCCUACAGUGUGAAGCUCCACUAUAGGAAUGUUCAUUUAAAGGAGAUGCAUGUCUGCACAGUAGCGGGCUGCAAUGCUGCCUUCCCCUCAAGGAGAAGCAGAGACAGACACAGUGCUAACAUAAACCUGCACCGUAAACUGUUGACCAAAGAACUGGAUGAUAUGGGACUGGAUACAUCUCAGCCCUCACUUAGCAAGGACCUCCGUGAUGAAUUUUUGAUGAAGAUCUAUGGUGCCCCACAUCAGAUGGGGUUUGAUUUAAGGGAAGAUACAUCCUCCCCUGCAGGUACUGAAGAUUCCCAUCUGAAUGGGUAUGGAAGGGGCAUGUCAGAAGAAUACAUGGUGCUAGACCUAAGCACCACAUCCAGCAUCCAGUCUAGUGGUAGCAUCCAUUCCUCAAGAGAAUCUGAUGCAGGGAGUGAUGAGGGUAUUCUCCUUGAUGAUGUUGAUGGGGCAAGUGACAGUGGGGAAUCAUCACACAAAGCUGAUGUCCCAGCCCUAGGCAUUGGCAUGGGUGUCGAAGCCCCAGGAUCCCUCAUGUAUAACAGUAUUUCCAUGAACAAUGGGGGGAUCAUGUGUAACAUUUGCCACAAAAUGUACAGCAACAAGGGGACUCUCCGAGUGCAUUACAAGACUGUGCACUUACGAGAAAUGCACAAGUGCAAGAUCCCUGGAUGCAACAUGAUGUUUUCCUCUGUCCGCAGCCGGAAUAGGCACAGUCAGAAUCCAAACCUGCAUAAAAACAUUCCCUUCACUUCUAUAGAUUAGUUCAAAGGUGGACAUGGCAAAUGCCAGCUCUCCCAGAGGGCCUUAUUUCUUUGAACUGUCAUUUACAGACAAUUAUUAUAAAUAUAUAUAAAUAUAAAUAUAAAUAUAUAUCUUUUUUUCUUUUGUAAUGAAACAGAAAACACCAGGUGCUUUUUUUCUUCUUUUUUUGUUAGGGAUUUUCUUUUUGUGUGGGUUGGGGUAGUAUCUUUAACCUAGGAUGGUAUUUCCAUUGCUAAAGAAAAAAAAAUUAAACAUGAACAAAUUUGCAUUUUUAAGCCCUACUUUUGUUAUGAGAUACAUGGUCAUCUCCAAAGAGACUGUUUCUUCUAACUGUGACUGUUGCCUGCCAUCUUAGAAAAGGAAAAAAAAAAAAGCAAUCCCAAGGAAACAAAGCACUCCAGGAACAAACAAACAAACAAAAAGAACAGCUUCAGUUGUCUUUGUGUAUUUUAAACCUUUGAAAGAACCGUCAACUACGCAUGGCUGUGACACUUGUAUAUAUAGAGCCUUGAGGGCCCAUGAUGUAAAACAUUUGUAUUGAUGGUGGUUUAACAUUUUUGUUUUGGUUUUUUUUUUACCUUUACAUUUACA